AUGAGUUACGCCACCUCACCAGCGCACACUGUGUUCGUGGUGCUCACGAUCAUCUCGUCGGUCUUCGUCCGAUUAUCGCCGUUCCCAGACUUCUACCGAAUCUACAAACGCAAAGACACUGGCGAAGUCGCCGUACUGCCCGUCGUUCUUCUCGGGAUGAACUGCUGCCUGCUCACGAUCUACGGCUACCUGGUCAACAACAUCUUCCCACUGUUCUUCGUCGCGGUUCUUGGGGUUGUCACGUCCAGUGUGUUCAUCGGCAUCUUCUACAAGUUCACUCCAGAUCGCGCUUCCGUCCGCCGAGUGUGUGCAGCCAAUUUGCUCAUCGUGAUACUGGUGGUCGUUUACACCCUUGUCGCUUCGACGUCCGUCACACACCAAUCUCGACACGGAGUGAACCCGACCGUCGGGUGGGCCACAAUUGCUGGCUCUAUCGCGAUGUUUGGGUCACCGCUCACAACUGUCAAGAAGGUCGUGCAAACCAAGUCCGCGGCGUCGUUGCCCUUCACCAUGUGCGUUACCUACGCCGUCAACUGUCUACUGUGGGUCGUGCUGUGCCUCCUCGCCCCGGACAAGUUUGUGAUGAUCCCCAAUGCCGCCGGCGCCGCGCUGGGUAUUGUGCAGGUGAUUUUAUGCUUCAUCUAUCGCCCCAAGAAGUCUCACUCGGUGCAAGCAGUUAGCGCCGACGUUGGAGACCUGGAAAUACAGCCGCAGAGUCAAAACCACCACAAGCUUGGUUCAGACUUCGUGGCUUUCCAUUCUCCGACAAUUUAG
Phytophthora sojae is the source of this 774-nucleotide messenger RNA. RefSeq lists its product as hypothetical. Bases 1 to 774 code for a protein of 257 amino acids. Gene Ontology annotation, molecular function: sugar transmembrane transporter activity. Gene Ontology annotation, biological process: carbohydrate transport. NCBI's taxonomy places the organism in Eukaryota, Oomycota, Peronosporomycetes, Peronosporales, Peronosporaceae. The record is from RefSeq and is a predicted model, not a curated record. The transcript is spliced from 2 exons. Gene Ontology annotation, cellular component: membrane.